Salvelinus sp. IW2-2015 is the source of this 567-nucleotide messenger RNA. Lineage: Eukaryota; Metazoa; Chordata; Actinopteri; Salmoniformes; Salmonidae. The record is from RefSeq and is a predicted model, not a curated record.
GUAUUCGUAGGCGGGGCUCCAAGGACCUGCUGAAGGUGUGUGUGCUGCUUCCCAAGGGAGAUGGAGAAGGGGGCAAGCCCGCACCCCCCCAAAUCUACGACACUCCCUACGAGGGGCUGCUGGAGACGGAUGGGGAGGCAGGAGGGGUGUGGAUCCCUGUGACACGGCCGGAGUCUGAUCCUCGCCCCCCUGGAGAGUAUGAACAUCCUUGGGAGUGGAGGAAGGAGGACAUCGUCAGAGCACUGACAGCCCAGUUUAAGAAGGGAAUGAGCAGUUUGCCCCCUAAAGAGGAACCUCCUCCACCCAUCAGACAGCAGACUCUCAGUCAUCAGCAGACCCUCAGACAGAAGACCUGGAACAAGAAAGUCCUCGUCCCCUCUCCCUCCUCCCCUACUUCCCCCAUUCUCAAACUCUCUCCUCCCUCACCUCUCUCUCAUUCCUCUCCCCCCUCUCCCACCUCUCACUCUUCUCCCACUCCCAAACAUGCCCCAUCCUCUUCUCCUCCCUCCACCACCUCCACACCRAACGRAGAGACAGCCAAAGUGGACCCCACCCUGCCCCUGGAGA